Messenger RNA from Dovyalis caffra, 1206 nucleotides. The record is from the annotation of a GenBank genome assembly. Lineage: Eukaryota; Viridiplantae; Streptophyta; Magnoliopsida; Malpighiales; Salicaceae.
AUGCAAACAUCAAAUGCUACUUCGCUAACCCCCUGCCAUGUGGCUGUGAUCGGUGCCGGCGCCGCCGGUCUCGUGGCGGUGCGUGAGCUACGGCGUGAGGGUCACCAAGUGGUUGUCUUUGAGAAAGAUAGCCAAAUUGGGGGCACAUGGUUGUAUACUCCACGGGUCGAACCCGAACCACUUGCGCUAGACCCAACCCGACCCAUCGUCCACACCAGUUUAUACAAGUCCCUCCGGACCAACUUGCCGAGAGAGUCGAUGGGCUUUAUGGAUUAUCCGUUCGUGACCCGAGCGGGUAAAGGGAGCGAUCCGAGAAGGUUUCCUGGUCAUACAGAAGUGUUGAAGUAUCUGCAAGAUUUUGCAAGGGAGUUUGGGAUUGAAGAAAUGGUGAGGUUUGAGUGUGAAGUGGUUAGUGUGGAGAUGGUUGACAAUGGGAAAUGGAAACUCAAGUCAAAAAAGAAGAGACUUGAAGACGAUGAUUUUUUUCUUGAUGAGGUUUUCGAUGCUGUUGUUGUUUGUAAUGGACAUUUCACAGAGCCUCGUAUUGCUGAAAUUCCUGGCAUCAACUUGUGGCCCGGGAAGCAAAUACAUAGCCAUAACUAUCGCACUCCUGAUCUUUUCAGGGAUAAAGUUGUAAUUCUAAUUGGCAGUUCCGCAAGUGCUAUUGAUUUAUCCCUUGAGAUUGGUGGAGUUGCCAAAGAGGUGCACAUUACAUCUAGAUCGGUUGCCAAUGAUACAUAUGAAAAAUGGAUUGAAUGUGAUAAUGUAUGGCUACAUUCUAUGGUAAGAGUACCAACUAGAAUUGAGAGUGAAUACAAGAAGGCUAUCAUAAGAAAGUUUGCGGAGACCCUGGUGCUGGGAGAUAUAGAAAGUGUACACAAAGAUGGUACUGUGGCCUUCCGAGAUGGGUACAAGUAUUACUUUCGGUUCCUUAAAACCAAUGGCAUGGUGACUGUGGAUGACAAUCGUGUUGGUCCACUCUACAAGCAUGACAUGAUGGAAGAUGUUAACUCCUUUUACUCAACACUUGAAGCUUCUGGUGUACCCAAGCGUCACACUCAUAAUAUGGGGGAUACAAUGAGAUUGCAUGCCAAUCCAAAGACAUUCCGCGAUGAAUGGGAAGAUGACAACCUGGUCUUGCAAGCCCGUGAAGAUUUCAGUAAAUACAUCUCAAAAAAUGUUGCUAAUGGUAACAUUAGUGAGUAA